AUGUCUAAGUAUACUUCAAAAAAUACAUUUUACUGUAUUCUGGCUUUAGGUUUCUUACUCGUCAUCGUAUGUAUAGGAAUCACGAUCCUGUUUCCCGUUUAUUAUAAAAAAACUUUGGAUUAUGAAACAACAUUAGUAAAUAAUACCAUUCUUUACGACAUCUGGAAAAAUCUACCUCUACCUGUUUAUGAGAAGUUAUACUUCUUUAAUAUAACAAAUGGUGAUGAAUUUGUUAACAACAGUGAAAUACUGAAAGUGCAAGAAGUUGGUCCUUACACUUACAAAAGUACAUGGGUUAAAGAUGAUAUUUCUUGGCUUAACGGUACUGUGUCUUACAGAGAGAAAAAAACCUACUACUUCGAUAAAGAAAACUCUGUGGGUGGUGAGAAUGAUGUCAUUUAUACUCUGAAUGGUCCACUCAUAAUUGCAUCUGAUGUUUUAAAGGAAAAGAACAUUUUAAUUAGAAGUGCUGCCGGUAGUUUUUUUUAUACUCUCGGCGAAACACUCAUUAUAAAGAAGACUGUGGCAGAACUCGCCUUUAAAGGAUACGAAGACAGUAUUAUUAAAUAUGGCAAGUACGUAAAACGUAAUAUUCCGUACAAGAAAGGUAUAUUUUCUUGGCUGUACGGGAAAAACGCUACAGAUGAGGGAUUGUUUACUGUUUUUACGGGAGAGUCAGACCACAAAAAGAUGAAUUUGAUUAAAGAGUGGAAUGGCUCCAAGAAGUUAACUUUCUGGAAGGAUGAUACUUGUAAUAUGAUGAAUGGCACGAAUGCGGAGGUUGGACCAGCUUUGACUGAGAAUCAAAACAGUUAUACCUUUUUUCAACCCCUCAUAUGCAGAUCGUUGACGUUUAAUUACACUAGAGACGUAAAUCAUAAAACUAUAUUUUGUAGAAGGUUCGAGAGCAGUACGGAAACUCUUGCUUCUUCCACUAUAAACCCUGAUAACUGGUGCUUCGAAACUGAUCCCGAUUUAAAAUCUGGGAGUCAAGAUCUCAGUCCGUGCCAGUUUGGUGCUCCGGUUGUGCUGACAUUUCCCCAUUUCUAUUUAUCGGAUCCUUCUUACUUGCAAAAUGUGUCCGGUUUGAGUCCUGACAAAGAAAAGCAUGGCUCUCAUAUAGACGUUGCGCCAGUUAUUGGAGUAUCUGUGGAUUUGUGUUUACGCUUCCAGGUAAAUCUGAAAGUUCAGCAAGUUCCGGAUAUAGAUGAACUAGAGGACAUAAAUCCUGGAAUUUAUCCUGUAUUUUGGGUAGAAAUGUCUGCAAAACUUACCCAAGAAUUGACAGACAUUAUAACUGAAAAGCUGACUGGACCAAAGAAAGCAGUAUAUUCGUUACUAGGUGUUCUUUUAACUAUUGCACUCGCUCUAAUUACUGGAUCAUCGCUGCUAUUGUGUUUGCCGAAGAAAGAAGUCCUUUAUAGAGAAAAGAAAUCUUUGUUAGAAAAUAAGAAAAUGCCGUAUUAUUCUUCUUUUUGUUCGAUUACAGAAGUUCCAUUAUUAGAUAGACAAGGUUAUCAGCAAUAUAUUGCUUCCAAAUUUUCAAAAAGCGGUAGUAAGAUGGAAGAGUGA
Molecule: messenger RNA, 1572 nt
Organism: Stegodyphus dumicola
Lineage: Eukaryota; Metazoa; Arthropoda; Arachnida; Araneae; Eresidae
Product: scavenger receptor class B member 1-like
Cellular component (GO): cytoplasm; membrane
Molecular function (GO): scavenger receptor activity
Source: RefSeq, a predicted model, not a curated record